Messenger RNA from Callorhinchus milii (elephant shark), 2823 nucleotides. RefSeq names its product TEPSIN adaptor related protein complex 4 accessory protein (gene tepsin). Bases 78 to 2060 code for a protein of 660 amino acids. NCBI's taxonomy places the organism in Eukaryota, Metazoa, Chordata, Chondrichthyes, Chimaeriformes, Callorhinchidae. The record is from RefSeq and is a predicted model, not a curated record. Gene Ontology annotation, cellular component: trans-Golgi network membrane. The transcript is spliced from 13 exons.
GGGGUGGUGUGCGCGUGCGUGAGCGGCGGCGGUGGCGGCGGCUUCUCCUCCUCGCUGUGGUGACUGGAGGCCGCGUCAUGGCAACUCUGGGGGACAGGCUGGGCUUCGUGCAGAGACUCCCUAUGUUGAUGAAAGCAACAUCAGAUGAUGAAGUACCAUGUCCUGGAUACUUGUUUGAGGAGGUUGCCAAAAUUUCCCACGAGUCUGUGGGAAGCUGUCAGUGCCUUCUGGAGUACCUGCUUGAGCGACUGCAAAAUAACUCCUGUCAUGUCAAACUAAAGGUGCUUAAGAUUUUGCGGCACAUGUGUAGUCAUGGAUCACCUCAGUUUACUCUGGAACUUCGUAGGAAUGUUACCCUCAUUCAGGAAGUGACAGUUUUCAGUGGGCCUCCAGAUUUGCUUCAUGGAAAUGCUUUAUACCAGAAAGUACGAAGAACUGCAGAGGACGUAACAGGUGCAUUAUUCACUGAUGCUGUGCCAUAUCGUUCCUCUUCCUCAUCUCCCCCUUCCAGGUCUCAUCUGCAGCCAGGCAUGGGUUCGAGGCCUCUUUCUGGCUCCACAAUGCAAGGUUUUGGGUACACAGCAGGGAAAUUUGCUUCAGUCUCGGCCGGCGAAGCCAUCAUCAGUAAGAUACAGAGAGCUGCAGAAGCCGUGGCCAACGCUGUGCUUCCACUUCACGAACAUCCCAUAAACCAGAGGAACGGUUACCAUGGGGAAGGCUACCAGCCAGUAUUGCCAGCUUCCUCAGAAGGGGCAGAAGUGAAACCUGUCCUUAAGAGUCCUGUUGCUGUACGCGUUGUGAAAGUUGUGCACCAUCAACCUGGGCUGCCAGGAGGAGGUUGGGAAGAAGGUGACAGUGGGCACAGCUCCCAGGAUUCCUCGCAGACGAACUACAUCUCGGAUGGCAGCAACAGUAAAGUGGGUACAGACAGUCAAUCCGGAGGCAGCAGAGAGAGUGGAGACUUAAUGGAAAGGGUGGAGGCAGUAAACCUCAGUGACUGCACAAGGGAAAUCACCUUGGUGAACAGUCUGAGCCAGGGGACAACAGUCUUUCUCACCAGAGACGAAAUGCAGCACUUUGUUAAAGAAUGUGGAUUACUCAACUGUGAAGUGGUGGUGGAGCUCCUCAAUCAGAAACUAAAGGAUCCCUCUGAGACUGUCAAGAUGCGAUCGAUGAACAUUCUCUCCUCUCUGAUGUGCUCUGACCUGUUGUCGCAUGACCAGAUUUGUGCUAUUACCCAAAAAUGCUUACAGCAGUUAAGUGACAGUGGUUCAGGCCCUGUGACCAAUAGAGCCACAAAGAUUCUGAGGCAGUUUCAAGCUUUGAGUGGGACGAAGUCAAUGACUCGGGUUGAACCUUCAGAAGUUGAUGUGUCCAUUUCCAGUGAUGGCACGUCACAUAAUGUUGAAACUCCUUUAAUGGACUUCAGUUCAGUUCAAUUACAACUUCCCGUGUCAAAGACGACUUCUGUAUUUGAGGAAAACCAAGAAUUAACGUGUUGUCUACUUGGUACAUCACAAGAAAAGUCAGUUCCACAGGAAGACCAGAGAACAAUUACUCUACCUCUUUCAGUGUCGGAGAUUGAAUGUGAACACAAAGAGAAUGGAAUUAACUGUUCAUCCUGUGCAGAGGACAUUGAGAAAAAUGAUCUGCUUUCAGAAACCAACCUUCUGAACCCUAGGCUCCUGCUUCUGGCAACUGAAGAACGUCUUCAUGAUGAGCAACAGGAUAGAGUAACUGGAGAUGCCAGGCUACAUGCUCCACAGUGCUACAGUGAGCACGCUUCUGGGGGUGUUCCAAUGGACAAUAAUGCCUCUUUAUUUGCUGAUAUGGUUCUUGUGCAACAGGGAAUACCUGCUUCAUUGUCAAAACCGUGCCUGAACCAAGGACUGGCAAGACCACUCUCAUCCAGGGAAAUGUACACACUAACACAAGAGCAUAGAGUAAAGCAAACAGAAAUCAAUAGUACAGUAAAGCUUUUAGACAGUAAUACGGAACAGACUACUCGCUCUGAAUUUAACCAGCAUUCUGUGUUCUCGUUUCUCAACGCAUCCUCCUAAGAUAAUGUCUGAGCUCUUGCGUCAAAUCAACCAUGAACCAAAGCGAAACCAGCAGAUCUAGUUAUCACACCUUCAUCUACCAGUUAUGUUGGCGAAUGCAAACAGUUCUAUGAUUUUCCUGUUUAUCCAAUGUUGCUUUCAAAAUCUGGUUGUGUAUGGGUGGCACAACACGAUGAUCAAUAGCCAAUCUGAGAAUCAAACUGAUUGCUUUAGGCAAGUGACUGUUGAAUAAAAGGAGUAUAUUUUGUGCCUUAAACUCAACCACAACGCUGAUUUUAAACGUGAUUGUGUUUAAAGGUGACUGUUCAACCACUUUGCACCGUUUUUAAUUGCAUGUUGUGCCUUCCAUCGUUCAAUUUACACUUCAAGUGCAAUAUUGCCUUUUUUUAAAUUAUCGGCUAAAUUGGAGCAGAAUCUUGAAUUGAUGAAUUAUCUAAGGAUUCUGUGUCGCAUUGCUUAAGAACCAAAGCAUAUCUUGGAAGAAUACUGUAAUUCACAAAAAUCUAUAAAAGGAAAACAACAACAAAUGGUCAGACCUGGUACAGAUUUCAUUUAUUUGCUUGGGGUGCACCAUUGUCAUUUAUCAACGACUGUACUGUGAUCAGGUGUUUUUUAAAAAAAUAAAAAGUCAAUGUGAAAAUGAAAUCUGUCAGAGGAAGACUGUCUAUUUAAAAGGUGUCUGUUUAACCAUGUUGACUCUUGAGAACGUUUUUGCUGUACUGCGAAUGCUGCUAAUUAUAAUAAAACAUUUUGUUGCACUAAA